Messenger RNA from Anguilla anguilla (European eel), 5178 nucleotides. RefSeq names its product TAF2 RNA polymerase II, TATA box binding protein (TBP)-associated factor (gene taf2). Gene Ontology annotation, molecular function: RNA polymerase II general transcription initiation factor activity; chromatin binding; transcription cis-regulatory region binding. Bases 546 to 4244 code for a protein of 1232 amino acids. NCBI's taxonomy places the organism in Eukaryota, Metazoa, Chordata, Actinopteri, Anguilliformes, Anguillidae. The record is from RefSeq and is a predicted model, not a curated record. Gene Ontology annotation, cellular component: transcription factor TFIID complex. The transcript has 28 exons. Gene Ontology annotation, biological process: transcription initiation at RNA polymerase II promoter.
GGUCAAAGGUUGCAUGCAAAAUGGCUGCGUGCUACGGUGGAAAGAGCGUUAAAGUCUAAUAGGUGCAAGUUAAGAGUGAAAGGAGCCAAGUGUCAAGUGCAGUAGAAAACGUCGACACGCUGCUUUUUAAUUAAUGCACAAUGCAUAGCUAUAUAUAAUUUAUAUUUUUUAUGCAUAGAAAUGCAUUAUUAUCCAUGCAAUUUUAUACGUGAAGCUAGCUUAGCUAGCUAGCCAACAACCAUGCAUGUAGGAGUUACCAGCUAGAGCUGGCUAUAUAACACUAGCGCUUAUCUGGAUUUUAAUUUAAUUUGUCGUUAGUGUACACGUAGCUAAUACUAUCCAGUAGCUUUGCCACUUGUGAGCGCUUGCUAGCAAUGUAAUGUUAGCAGGCUGGCUCGCUAUCCAGCGAGUAAGUCUACGUCAGUGAGUUAGAAUUUGGAAAACAAAGCAGUCAUUAUUUGAACGUAUUUUCUCGUGAUUUCAAAAAAUCCGAACGGACAAAGUGCACAUUCCGUUGUACACUGACAUUCUUAUGAACCGCAAGCAUGAACCGAAAGAAAGACAAGGGAUUUGAAAGUCCUCGUCCUUACAAAUUAACCCAUCAGGUGGUCUGUAUAAACAACAUUAACUUUCAGAGAAGAUCUGUGAUUGGAUAUGUGGAGCUGACUAUUUUCCCAACGGUGGUGAACCUUAACCGCAUCAAACUCAACAGCAAGCAGUGCAGAAUAUACAGGGUUCGAGUCAAUGAAUUGGAGGCCCCAUUCAUUUACAAUGACCCUACACUGGAAGUUUGUCACCAUGAGUCCAAGCAGAGAAACCUUAAUUACUUCUCAAGUGCAUACACAGCGGCCGUUAGCGCCGUGGACCCUGAUGCCGGGAAUGGCGAACUAUGCAUCAAGGUUCCCUCAGAGCUAUGGAAACAAGGAGACGAAAUGAAGGUGCUGAAGGUGUAUAUUGAAUUCUCCCUGGACCAGCCUAAAGGGGGUCUGCACUUCGUGGUGCCAGAUGUGGAGGGCAGUAUGGCUGAGAGAGGAGCCCACGUCUUCUCUUUUGGAUACCAGAAUUCCACACGGUUCUGGUUCCCCUGUGUGGAUUCAUACUCUGAGCUGUGUACCUGGAAGUUGGAGUUUACUGUGGAUGCUGCCAUGGUGGCAGUAUCUUGUGGGGACCUGGUGGAGACGGUCUACACCCAUGAUAUGCGGAAGAAAACCUUCCAUUACAUGCUGCCUAUCCCCACUGCGGCCCCCAACAUCUCCCUGGCUGUGGGGCCCUUUGAGAUCUUGGUGGACCCCUACAUGCAUGAGGUUACACACUUCUGCCUACCUCAGCUGCUGCCCUUGCUGAAGCACUCCAUGUCCUACUUGCAUGAGAUCUUUGAGUUCUAUGAGGAGAUCCUCACCUGCCGCUAUCCAUACUCCUGCUUCAAGACUGUCUUUGUGGAUGAGGCCUAUGUCCAAGUGUCAUCCUAUGCGUCUAUGAGCAUUUUCAGUACAAAUCUCCUGCACAGCGGCAUGAUUAUAGACCAGACUCCCCUGACCAGACGCUGCUUGGCUCAAGCCUUGGCCCAGCAAUUUUUUGGCUGCUUCAUAUCCCGAAUGUCCUGGUCUGAUGAAUGGGUGCUGAAAGGGAUCUCGGGGUACAUUUACGGGCUGUACCUGAAGAAGACAUUUGGAGUGAAUGAAUACCGUCACUGGAUCAAAGAGGAGCUGGACAAGAUAGUGGAGUAUGAGCUGAAGACAGGGGGCGUUCUCCUUCAUCCUACCUUCUGUGGUACUAAAGAAAAAGACAACCCCACACCUCACCUGCACUUCUCCAUCAAACACCCCCACACGCUGUCCUGGGAGUACUACAAGAUGUUCCAGUGCAAGGCCCACCUAGUAAUGAGGCUGAUCGAGAACCGGAUCAGUAUGGAGUUCAUGCUACAGGUGUUCAACAAGCUAUUGAGCCUGGCCAGCACUGCUUCGUCUCAGAAGUACCAGUCACACAUGUGGAGCCAGAUGCUGGUGUCCACCUCUGGCUUCCUGAAGUCUAUCUCCAACGUGUCAGGCAAGGACAUCGGGCCCCUCAUCAAGCAAUGGGUAGACCAGAGCGGGGUGGUGAAGUUCUUUGGCAGUUUCGCCUUCAACAGGAAGCGUAAUGUACUGGAGCUGGAAAUCCGCCAGGAUUACACGUCCUCGGGGACUCAGAAAUACGUGGGCCCGAUUAAGGUGACAGUCCAGGAACUUGACGGGUCUUUCAACCACACUUUGCAAAUCGAAGAGAACAGUCUCAAACAUGACAUCCCAUGCCAUUCAAAAAGUAGACGAAACAAAAAGAAGAAAAUUCCUCUGAUGAAUGGAGAGGAGGUGGACAUGGACCUAUCUGCAAUGGAAGUGCAGGGCUAUAGAGGCAGAAACAGGGCCAGGAGUUCUCAGUCUAAGCUAGGGCGAGCGUCAAGGACUGUACGUGCCGACUCUCCAUUACUGUGGAUUCGGAUUGACCCGGACAUGUCCAUCCUGCGCAAGGUGGAGUUUGAGCAGGCAGACUUCAUGUGGCAGUACCAGCUGCGCUAUGAGCGGGACGUAGUGGCCCAGGAGGAGGCCAUCUCUGCCUUGGAGAAGUUCCCCACGCCCGCCUCCCGCCUGGCGCUUACUGACAUCCUGGAGCAGGAGCAGUGCUUCUAUAAAGUGCGCAUGCAGGCCUGCUUCUGUCUGGCCAAGAUUGCAAACUCCAUGGUGAACACGUGGACAGGUCCCCCUGCCAUGAAGAUCCUAUUCACCAGGAUGUUUUGCUGUAAGAGCUGCCCCAACAUUGUCAAGACCAACAACUUCAUCAGCUUUCAGAGCUACUUCCUGCAGAAGACCAUGCCAGUUGCCAUGGCAUUGCUCCGAGAUGUGCAGAACCUCUGUCCAAAAGACGUCCUAAACUUCAUUUUGGACCUUAUCAAGUACAAUGACAACAGGAAGAACAAGUUCUCGGACAAUUACUACCGCGCUGAGCUGAUCGACGCGUUGACCAACUCUCUGACCCCAGCAAUCAGCAUCAGCAGUGAGAUUCGCACAGUGGACAACCUGAAUGCAGAUGUGCGCCUCAUUCUGGAGGAGAUCACCCGCUUCCUCAACAUGGAGAAGUUACUUCCAAGCUAUAGGAAUACCAUCACGGUCAGUUGCCUGAGAGCCAUCCGUAUGCUGCAGAAAACCGGCCACAUCCCUAGUGACCCUUCGCUGUUCAAGUCCUAUGCGGAGUACGGUCACUUUGUGGACGUACGCAUCGCCGCGCUUGAGGCUGUCGUGGAUUACACACGAGUUGACAGGAGUUCUGGGGAACUGCAGUGGCUGCUCAACCUGGUCCAGAAUGACCCAGCGCACUACAUCAGGCACAAGAUUUUAAGCAUGCUGGGUAAAAACCCACCCUUCACCAAAGCCACGGAAUCCUCCCUCUGCAGCGAAGCUCUGGUAGACCAGUUGUGGAAGCUGAUGAACUCAGGUACCUCUCAUGACUGGCGGCUGCGCUGUGAUGCGGUAAACCUGUACUACACCCUGUUCGGCCUCACCCGGCCCUCCUGCCUCCCCCUGCCCGAGCUGGGCUUGGUGCUCAACCUCAAGGAGAAGAAGGCUGUCCUCAACCCCACCAUAAAACCUGAAGCAGGCGCUGGCGCCGUGGAGACGGGCACACCGGCAAACUUCCACACCCCUGCCAUGGGCUUCCCAAGCAGUAUAGAGGAGGAGCACAUGGCAAUUGAGCCGCCCCCAAGUGCUACGGCUCCGCCCCCACAGGGGUCGAAGAGGAAGGCGGAAACCCCCCUGGGGUCCCCACCAGAGCCUGGACAGGUACUGCAGGACGAGGGCCGCAGAAGAGACAAACUGCAGAUCAGAUUCAAUCCGCAAGAGGAGGAAGAUAUUGACAUGGACACAGUUCAUGACAGCCAAGCCUUCAUUUAUCACCAUCUCAACAUGCUGGAGAGACCAUCUACACCAGGUAAAGAACCGCCAUCUCUGGAGCAGGCUAUUCUAUCCAUGCCAGCGACACCCCUGCCAGUAUUCAGCAAGGAGAGUAAUUCUUCCUCCAAGCACAGUGACCACCACCACCAUCACCACCACCAUCAUGAACACAAGAAGAAGAAGAAGAAACAUAAGCACAAGCAUAAGCACAAGCAUAAGCAUGACAGCAAGGACAAGGACAAGGACAAGGAUAGGGACACCCACGGAGCAAUCAACAGCCCCGCUAGUGGCCGGUCCCUACGCUCACCCUCCCUCUCCGACUGAGGCCCAAGAGUACCAAACAUCACCCUCAAACACCUUGCUGUGCCCCUUGACCGCUUCCCAAAGCCCUCUCUUUCCCAGCCGCUGAAAGAUGGCCUUUUCCCGCCAUGUAUCCUCAAAUUUAGGGCCAUUUGGUCCCACAUCAUGCAGCACCAUGGACCACUAAGGCUUAACUGCCAUCUUGGUUGAUAAAUGACAAUUUAGAGUUUUUUUGUUAUACAAUUUUUGGCAUUGGUCUAAUCACACUCUUUUGAAUAUCAGCAUCACUGGUUUCUCUGGGCUUUCAUAAGGCCAGAGUAAUUGCAGUAAGCCAACUAAAUUGAGGGCUUACAUUUUAAGGGUGAAGGAAAAUGAAAAGUAGCGUCCACAAGAAAAAUGUUGAUCAUCUUGGCCUCUGUCCACAUCACUCUGUAAAAUUCCCAAAUAUUAUGGUUGUUGUAUUCAUGUUUUUAAAUCUGAAAUCUGAAGUUUCUGUCAGUGUAAUGGACCUAAAUUGUAUUGUAAUAUAUGCAUUCAGUUAUAUUUUAUGUUCAGGCCUUGAACUUAAGACUAUUGCUAUAUUGUUAACUUUAUUUUUCUGUACAUCCAAGAUGAUUUCGGUCAUAGGCUGGGCUGAUUGAUAUAGCACACAAACAUACUGUACAAUUUCCACUCGAGCCUUAACACAUUAUGUAUUUUGUGAGUUUCCAACCAUGCUUGAUUUUGUCCCACGUAUAUAACUUUUUUCUGUUUUUAGCAUUGUCGUUAACAUUGUUAACAGGCUCGCUUGGUUGCUGUUAUUUCUUUAUUGAGUAGAUUUUUUUUUUUUGUAUUUCCCAUUUUACUGUCAUGAUAGAAUAAUAGCCACAUUAAACAUGGCAAUUUAACGUAUUUUUGUGUAUUUUGCCAUGAAUAUAUCUUUUAUGUAUUCCUGAUUAAUAAAGUGUUUUAUAGAUUA